Lottia gigantea (owl limpet) is the source of this 216-nucleotide messenger RNA. RefSeq lists its product as hypothetical. The annotation marks the transcript as partial. The record is from RefSeq and is a predicted model, not a curated record. The transcript has a single exon. NCBI's taxonomy places the organism in Eukaryota, Metazoa, Mollusca, Gastropoda, Lottiidae.
CCUAAUCAUUAUGGCCCCCAUAAUGCACCCCCUCCCCCACUCCCUCUACCCCAAAAUGUUAAUUCUAUUCUUCUUCAAAUCUCCUACGAUGAAAAGUCUUCAUCAACAACUAGGACAAAUUUUCAAGUCCAAUUCUCACUUUUCAGUUUUUCAGAAUUCCAUUUUCUCCACCCAAAGAAUAAGUUUGUCAUUCUUCAAUUCUACGGUGCAGACUAG